Austrofundulus limnaeus is the source of this 1061-nucleotide messenger RNA. Its product is annotated as tubulin alpha chain. The record is from RefSeq and is a predicted model, not a curated record. NCBI's taxonomy places the organism in Eukaryota, Metazoa, Chordata, Actinopteri, Cyprinodontiformes, Rivulidae. Gene Ontology annotation, molecular function: GTP binding; structural constituent of cytoskeleton. Gene Ontology annotation, biological process: microtubule-based process. Gene Ontology annotation, cellular component: microtubule.
AAGCAACUCAACAAAAUGCGUGAAUGCAUCUCCGUCCACGUGGGCCAGGCUGGUGUCCAGAUUGGAAAUGCCUGCUGGGAGCUGUACUGCCUGGAACACGGCAUCCAGCCUGACGGCCAGAUGCCUGCUGACCAAACCCUCGGCCGAGGGGAUGAUUCCUUCAACACCUUCUUUAGUGAGACCGGAGCUGGGAAGCACAUCCCCAGAGCCAUCUUUGUGGACUUGGAGCCCACCGUCAUUGACGAGGUGCGCACUGGAACCUACCGCCAGCUGUUCCACCCGGAGCAGCUGAUCACCGGUAAGGAGGACGCUGCAAACAACUACGCCCGGGGUCACUACACCAUCGGAAAGGAGAUCAUCGACCCUGUUCUGGACCGGAUCCGCAAGUUGGCGGACCAGUGCACCGGUCUUCAGGGCUUCCUGGUCUUCCACAGCUUCGGUGGAGGAACCGGUUCUGGUUUCACCUCCCUGCUGAUGGAGCGUCUGUCGGUGGACUACGGCAAGAAGUCCAAGCUGGAGUUCUCAGUCUACCCGGCCCCUCAGGUGUCCACGGCUGUGGUGGAGCCCUACAACUCCAUCCUGACCACCCACAGCACCCUGGAGCACUCRGACUGCUCCUUCAUGGUGGACAACGAGGCCAUCUACGACAUCUGCCGCAGGAACCUGGACAUMRAGCGUCCCACCUACACCAACCUGAACCGGCUCGUCAGCCAGAUCGUGUCCUCCAUCACCGCCUCCCUGCGCUUCGACGGYGCCCUGAACGUGGACCUGACYGAGUUCCAGACCAACCUGGUGCCGUACCCCCGGAUCCACUUCCCCCUGACCACCUACGCCCCGGUCAUCUCUGCUGAGAAGGCGUACCACGAGCAGCUGACGGUGGGGGAGAUCACCAGCGCCUGCUUCGAGCCCGCCAACCAGAUGGUGAAGUGUGACCCUCGCCACGGCAAGUACAUGGCCUGCUGCCUGCUGUACCGUGGAGACGUGGUGCCGAAAGACGUUAACGCCGCCAUCGCCAACAUCAAGACCAAACGCUCCGUCCAGUUUGUGGACUGGUGUCCCAC